UGCCUGCAUAAAUUAAGACACGCUAAGAUAUCUUUCUUCGUCUUUUUCUUUCAUUAUCUCUCUAUUCUGUUCAGUUCUCCAUCCAUCUAACUAUCAUUAUACCAAGAUGGAUUCCCAGAACAACACCGCCGAAUCCGGAUCCGGAUCUACACCCACAGUGACCAACGGUGACGUUGCUCCGCCGCGCAAGGUGGCAUUGAUCACCGGAAUCACCGGUCAAGACGGUUCCUACCUCACGGAAUUCCUUCUCAACAAGGGUUACGAGGUGCACGGACUCAUCCGUCGCUCCUCCAACUUCAACACCCAACGCAUCGACCACAUCUACGUGGAUCCUCACAACGCACACAAGGCACGCAUGAAGCUCCACUACGCCGAUCUCUCCGACGCCUCCUCCCUCCGCCGCUGGCUCGACACCAUCCUCCCCGACGAGGUCUACAACCUCGCCGCGCAGUCCCACGUCGCAGUCUCCUUCGAGAUCCCCGAUUACACCGCCGACGUCGUCGCCACCGGCGCCCUCCGUCUCCUCGAGGCCGUCCGUUCCCACAUCGCCGCCGCGGGACGCAGCCACAUCCGGUAUUACCAGGCCGGGUCAUCGGAGAUGUUCGGGUCAACGCCGCCGCCUCAAUCGGAGAACACCCCCUUCCACCCGCGUUCCCCUUACGCGGCGUCGAAAUGUGCUGCGCACUGGUACACGGUUAACUACCGUGAGGCCUACGGGAUCUUCGCGUGCAAUGGGAUCCUUUUCAACCACGAAUCGCCCCGUCGUGGCGAGAAUUUCGUGACCCGGAAGAUAACCCGGGCGGUGGGUCGGAUCAAGAUCGGGCUUCAGAGCAAGCUGUUCUUGGGGAAUCUGCAGGCGUCGAGGGAUUGGGGUUUUGCUGGGGAUUACGUGGAGGCUAUGUGGCUGAUGCUGCAACAGGAGAAGCCAGAUGAUUAUGUUGUGGCCACGGAAGAUUCACACACAGUUGAAGAGUUCUUGGAAGUGGCUUUUGGGCAUGUGGGUCUGAAUUGGAGGGAUCAUGUGGUGAUUGACAAGAGGUACUUUAGGCCUACGGAGGUUGAUAAUCUCAAAGGGGAUGCUAGCAAGGCUAAGAAGGUGCUUGGGUGGAAGCCCAAGGUGGGUUUUCAAGAGCUUGUGAGUAUGAUGGUUGACCAUGACAUUGAGAUGGCUAAGAAGGAGAAGGUGCUUGUUGAUGCUGGCUACAUUGAUGCUCACCAACAACCUUGAUCUCAAAUUCUUUUGGGUCCUCCAUUUUUUUUUUUAAAAAAUAAAAUAAAUUUGUUUUUUGGGUUUUUAGAUAAAUGUUGCGUAGAAUUUCAAUCAAAGAUGGGUUUUACUGUUUUUGUCAUACAAUGCUGUUCUUUUAAAUGAUUCAUCAUAGCUGACAUCUAUGAGCAGUUUACUUGUUGGUGUUGGAGUUGUUGUUUUGUAGUUUUUCGUUGCCAGAUUUUU
Molecule: messenger RNA, 1453 nt
Organism: Gastrolobium bilobum
Lineage: Eukaryota; Viridiplantae; Streptophyta; Magnoliopsida; Fabales; Fabaceae
Product: GDP-mannose 4,6 dehydratase 1
Exons: 1
Coding region: 107-1228 (373 amino acids)
Biological process (GO): GDP-mannose metabolic process
Molecular function (GO): GDP-mannose 4,6-dehydratase activity
Source: RefSeq, a predicted model, not a curated record